AUGCUUCUGCUGUCUUUUGAAUUCGCUAUUCCUAGGGACGCUUUGGAAUACUCCCAUCGUCAGUUGUACAUUUCCGAAGAGCUCGACAGCCCCAGCCUAAGGGCGGAGUCCUACUUGAACCUGGCCAAGGCACACCUGCGACUAGGGGAACUGGAGCGAGCUUUGAACUUCGCACGGCAUUCAUUAUACAAUAAGUGCGAGCUCUGUGCCACGGCUGGGCAUGUUCAUCUUACCGUUGGUUCCGUUUACUUGGAACUGGCUGGUUUCAACAAAGCUUUGGACAGCUUUCAGCAAGCCCAUCGGAUCGCUCUGGCCCUUCGCGAUACCGCUUUGGAACUGCAAGUUUACGUGGGACUAUCCGAACUGUUCAGCAGGCUCCAGGAUGCCGAGAAAAGUGCCAGAUACGCCUCCAAAGCGUACGAUUUGUCGCGAUCUCUUCAGCUGAACGACUUGAAUUCCAGACAUCACAGGGCUGCUCUGCUUCAAAUGGCCUCAGCGCUGCGCAAGCAGGGUGAAUUAGGAGACGCCCACGACUAUUGCUCGGAAGCCACUAGACUAGCGCUGAUAUGCGGCGAUCAAGCGAGCUACGCGAGAAGCAUAAGAAUCAUGGGUGAUAUUUAUAGGAAUAAGUCUGAUAUUAAUAAAGCUUUCCGCCAAUAUGAGGCAGCGAUGGGUUCAGCAGCUGCCAUGGGGGACCGUGUGAUACAAAUGGAGUCCAUGGACGGGGCUGCGCGAUGUUUAGAGGCGCUGCGGAUCCAGCACAAGAUCUGCAACUGUCGGCCUUUGGAGUUUAAUACCAGACUUUUGGAGGUGGCCAAAUCGAUUGGAGCUAAAUUGCUCAUGCGAGCUGUUGGCUUGCGACUGAGUGGCAUCUACCAUUCAUUGGGGGAUGAGAACAACAAGCUGCACCACGAACAGCUGGCUCUGAAAAUUCAGAACGAUCUGGCGUUGAACUGUGCCGCUUGUAGAUCCCCUUAUGGGCUGGAGGACGAUUCGCUGGAGGCGCUGUCAUGCUCCCACAUACUCCACGCAAGAUGUGCCUAUGAGUUGGUCCGACGGAAUAAAAAGAAAAAGUGUCCCUGUCCGGAAUGUGACAGAACCAGCUCGCGACUUUACUUGAAUUGCAACGACUAUAACAGCAUGCAGUACAGCCCAGUUCAAUUAUCCAUCUGUUCGUCGGACAGUCACGGCACUUCGCAUCAGGCCACCAGCUCUGUGUAACAUUAAAACGUCUCUUUCUUCUCAGUUUCCUGGUUGAACGCCGGAAUUGAUGCAAUUUGUCAGUCAUUGAAUAGUGGCGGCGGCAAACUAGGGAGAGCAAGUCGAAUACGCUUUUCACUGUUGUGUUCAAUACGUUUUCGUUAAAUGUGAAUAUUUAUUAGCGAUGAAGAUUUGUAAGGACAUAUGACCAUUUUUUAGUCAUGUGAUGUAUAGCUUCUCAGCUGCUUUAAGCACUCGUGCAGUACAAAUUACUGUGGUGUCUGUGUUUGCACCUUCGUAAUUUCUACCGUAAACGAUCCAGUCUUUCAGAUAACUUAAGUAAUCAAGUAUUUAAAUGAAUCUCUAGUUAAAGUUGUUAAACAAUUGCACUUCCAAGCGCGCACCAAUACGGGUAUUAGGUGUUCGGUGGAGUUUUGCUUUUCUUUUAUUGUUGAGUGGGAUACACCUAUACUGUUAAGUUUUUGAAUCGUCUUUUUGUACAUAUAGUUAAGUCUCAGAAAUUCCGAACUCCACCGAAAGUUAAGAAACGUUAGCUGAUUUAAUGAAACAACGCCAGAAGACGUUAUUUGUCGCGGUGUUUUACAACACCACUUAAACUACCUUCUUUUAGGCGGAUUAACAUUUUAGAGGUAAUUUAUGUUAGGUAGAAAUUCACUUGUUUACACUUACAAUUCUUAAGCAUUUUCAAUUUGGUCGUUGGUGGACAAAACAUGGUUUGACGCCAACAGCCAUCGACUAGGUCAAAUCAACUCUUGAACAAUCAGCAAUUAAGCUAACAGAUAAGAUGUUAUGAAUAGUUACAGAUAUAUACAUUGUAAUAGAUAAGUAAAAUGUAAAAUGGGAGUCAAUACCUGUUAAUCUGUAUGGAGAAAUAUUUAAUUUUGAAAUACAUGGUUGCGAGGCCAAAAGGGAUAUAGA
This is a messenger RNA of Dendroctonus ponderosae (mountain pine beetle), 2139 nucleotides long. RefSeq names its product 43 kDa receptor-associated protein of the synapse homolog. Lineage: Eukaryota; Metazoa; Arthropoda; Insecta; Coleoptera; Curculionidae. The coding region runs from base 1 to 1221 and encodes 406 amino acids. Gene Ontology annotation, molecular function: protein binding. The record is from RefSeq and is a predicted model, not a curated record. The transcript is spliced from 9 exons.